This is a messenger RNA of Seminavis robusta, 1079 nucleotides long. Lineage: Eukaryota; Bacillariophyta; Bacillariophyceae; Naviculales; Naviculaceae. The record is from the annotation of a GenBank genome assembly.
GAGAGGAUGGUGCUGGUCUCUCUCAAGAGCUACUUCGGAGUAGCUAGCAAGGUCGUGUGCAAUUGAUUGUCUCUCUUAUCGUGGUAUAGAUUCCCUUUGCUCACAAACACACAAAACGCAACGAACAUCAAACAUCAAACAUCAAAUUCAUUGACACCAUGACGGAAGCAUCUGCCAGAUACAUCGACUUGACCCUCCUCAGUGGCCUGGAACCAGCCAUGUCGCCAGAAGAACAAGCCCGUGUAACGGAAAUGUUAGUCUCUGGCGACAAGAACGAAUUGGCCAAAGCCGCUCAUGUCCUUUACGACCUGGGCGUGCUCUUGAAACAAGGAAUGCUCUUUAGCAACCGCAGCGAAAAGGCCAAAAGCCAGCUCCAAGCUUCCUUUCAAAAGGAAUUCAAAUCAUCAAAGAAUCGUCCUGCUUUUAAUGAUCGCGAUACACGGGUGUCCGAGGAAAAGAAACAAAAUGAUUUCGAUCGGGACAUUCGAUCCCAUGCGCUUCCUCUGCCAGUCCGAAUGCCACGCAUGGUUAUUGUCGAGGCAUAUGAUCCUGAUGGAACUCCGGAGGAACGCAAGCUCUUGCCAGGCACCAAAACAACAAAGCCAUCUCUGAACUUUUGCGAUGAUCCUUGGGAUGGGACUCUGGGCGCUGCUUUCACAAAGUUGGAAGUCACCAAGAGCAGUGACACUGGAGGAGGCAUCAAAAAGUUUUUCAAGCCCAAGAAAGAGGUCAUCCCCACGACAACUUCCUCUUCCAAAACGGUGGACACCACGCUAAAGUUUUCGCCCGGGUUUGAUGCCAUUGCGGACCGAAUGGAUGGAGGAUACUCGGCUAAACUCACGCUCCACGACGAACCACGAGUCCUCAUUUCUUCUCUUCACAAUGAUGCUGCAAAGGUGGGCUUGCAGAAGGGCGAUGUCGUCACUCACAUCAAUGGAGAGGAGUUUCUAGGCAAUGCUCAAGAGUUGAACUUUAUCAUCAAGGAACACUAUGCCAAUGCCGGAGCUGGGGACAAACUAGAGUUGGUGGUCAAUGCGGAGCAAUGUGUUGCCAAAGCACUUCAACUGCGUGCCAUGUGA